Messenger RNA from Stylonychia lemnae, 2385 nucleotides. The record is from the annotation of a GenBank genome assembly. NCBI's taxonomy places the organism in Eukaryota, Ciliophora, Spirotrichea, Sporadotrichida, Oxytrichidae.
AUGAGCAGUGUUUAAUCACUUAGACCCUCAAACGCAGCAUUUAGUUCAUUUGCCUAGGGUGGGAACCAAACCAUCAUAUCUCUAGACAAGAAUAAAUUCAUCAAAGAUGGAUACGUACUUAAAUAGGGAGUAUUUAAAAGGUUCAAUAAUAAGUACCAUAUGAUAGUUGAGGAUACUUUUCUGAGAUACGGAAAGGUUGGUAAAACCAAGAUACAUACUAUUGAUCUCAAAGAUUCUGCUUCUAUCAUUCCAGAUGCAAAAAGUAAAAGGCAGUUCAAAGUCAAGACACCAAAGAAAAACCUCCAUUUCAGAUGCGAAACUGAUAUUGAUCAAGAAGAAUGGGUUAAAAUUCUUUCCACAAUAUCAGACAAAUUUUAAGACAAAGAAUUAUCUAUCCCAAAAAUGGAAGUAACCACGUAGGAAUAAAUAAAUACGUUUUAGUAACCAGCCUAAGCAUCAUCAAGAAUUAAGUCUUCACGCAGUCAGAAAGGAAUGAAUCUUACCUCAUUAUCGGAUACUUUAAAAAAUUAGGAUUCUGAUCUAAAUAAUGCAAUCCAGGGAUCAGAGAAAACAUUCUAAGAUUUAGAGGGAGAGAUUUCAAAACUUGAAGCAGAACAGGACAUCAAGAAGUUCAAGGAGAGAGUUCAGAACAUAUUAGAUGCAUCAAAGAGGUUCAAGAAAGAGUAAUCAACUGUUUUCAAGGUGAUCAAAAGAACCAAUAAAAAUCUUCAUUAAAUCGUGGAAUAUAUUGCUUUAAAUGAGAUUCAAAGGAAUCCUGUGGAAUUUAUAAAAAAGGAAUCUGAAAUAAAAUCAAGGGAGACUUAAAAUUUAGGAGGCUAAGGGGAUGAAUUUUAUUCCUUCGAAGAGGACAGUAAGUUGAAUGGCGCUCAUGAACCAGAAUUCAAAUCUCCUCAUCCUGAAGUAACUGCCAAGGGCAAUAAACUUAACUAUUUGGAGGAGAAAAAAGAUUCAGAUAUCAAUGACGACGUAGUUAUGACAGAGGGCUUGGAUGACGUAUUCCAUGAUGCCAACGAUUUUUUCCCAUCGGAAUCUGUUCUUGUUCCUGGUGGCUAAGGAGGUAUGAUUCAAAAUAGAAAAACCUACAGAUAAUCAGUGAAAGUUAAUACUUCAGGUGGUGACACUAUUCAGGAGGACGAAAAAGAAGAAGAUUAAGAUGACUAGUAUGAUCCUCCAACAAGGACUGUUCUGCCAUUUUUCAAGGAUCCGAAGAAUAAAAUUAGUGUGUGGACAAUUCUCAAGGAUUCAAUAGGGAAAGAUAUCACAAAAUUAUCAGUUCCGGUUUAUUUCAAUGACCCAGUUAAUAUUCUUCAAAAGUGCUGUAACUCUCAAGAAUAUCAUGAGAUGCUUGAGUUGGCAAUUGCAGAACCAGACCCAAUUAAAAGACUAGGUUUGGUUAGUGUCUACUCAAUUACGAUUCUAACAAAUAUUGAGAGAAAUUCCUCUAAACCUUUCAAUCCGUUGCUUGGUGAGACAUUUGAAUAUGUAGACGAAAAAAUGAGAUUUUUCGCUGAAUAAGUUUCUCAUCAUCCCCCAGUAACUGGCUUCAUUUGUUUUGGGAAAGCUGGAUAUAGAAUUUGGUCAAAUCAUAAAUAGAAGUCUAAGUUUACUGGAAAGUCUCUGAAUUUUAUGGCAUUAGGAAGAAUAUAUGUUGAACUUGAUGCUACAAAUGAGAAAUUUGAAAUUCAAUAGCCAGUUGUUAGUGCCCAUAAUCUUAUUAUUGGAACACCUUAUGUUGAUCUUGGAGGUAAGUCAAUAAUAAGAAAUUGCAGCAGAGAAGGAGAAUAUUGCGAGCUUGAAUUCCACAAGAGAGGGUGGAGUGCAUCAAGUGCUUUUAAGCUUGACGGCGAGGUAUUUAAUAGCAGGAAAGAAGUUAUAUACAAAAUUGAAGGAAAAUGGAGUGAAAGAGUGAACCUAAUAAAUAACAAAACAGGAAAUAAAGAAUACACCUGGAUAAAGGAGGCAUAUCCUGAAAACUGGGAGUACAUGUAUGGAAUGACUAGAUUUGGAUUAUAAAUGAAUUAUUUCCCAAAUUUUAUGCAAAAAAUAGUUGCUCCAACUGAUACAAGAAGAAGACCAGACUAGAGAGCUCUUGAGAAUGGAGAUAUGAAACUUGCUGGAUUUGAAAAGAACAGAUUAGAAGAGAAGUAAAGAGCAGUCAGAAGGUACAACGAGAAAAAUAAUAUCUUAUAUAAGCCAGUCUAUUUCGAGGAAAGAUUCAAUCCUGAAGAUAAUCAAAUGUACUUUAUGUACAAUGGUACUUACUUCGAAAAAGAUAGACCAGAAUAAAACUGGGCUAAACUUCCAGAUCUGUAUAGUGAAAAACUUCCUACUGAGGUAGAAGAAUUUGAAAAAAAGAAAAAGUGA